UAGGAUUUUCAAUGCCAAUGCCCUUGGACAUGUUGCGGGCACACGCCAUCCUCUACGAUGCGGAGUGUGGCGCACAGGAGACCUAACCUUCUGGCGCUUCACAUUCGACCAACUUGGGGUCGACGACAUUGUCUAGCAUCCUUAUCGAGAGAUGGGGGUCUGGGUCCCAGACUGACUACAACUACCGCGGAUGUAGAGAGACCGAUUCUUACUCGGGCAGUAGGACUACAUGGUCAUGCCAUACUACUGGCACCAAUGCAUGAGGCAGUUCGGGCAGGUGCAAACAAUGCCACCCAUUCCUCCUACCUAUGCACGAUUUGCCAGGAGCGCUUUGAGACCCCAGGACUAGCCUCCUCCCACCAUCGGGGACGUGCAGGACAACUGAGAAGAUAGUGACGAUGACGACAUCGAUCCAUAGCUGGAUAUAGACAAUGUCGGAGUCGGUGUCGACUUUGUGGAGUGGUGGGAGAGAGUUGCCCCAACACUGAUCUUCCCACCAGACGCAGCAAGAGGAGAUGCGGGGGUGUUGGGAGAGGACGAGUCCGAGGGCUUGUCGAAGGUGGAGGACGAUAGACCAAGCCAACGACGGUGGGCGAGGAGCACGAGUCCAGAUAGACCGGUCGUGCUCCCAGCAACAUCGGCUGUGCCACCAACAGUCGCCGCAGUUGGCACGGAGGGGUCCAGUAGUAGGGCUCUUUUGCAAGAUCCAGAUUGGCAGGCAGGUGAUCCUGGUAUGCAUAUGCUAUUUUCUGUUUAUGUACUUUCACUUCUUUUGAUAUUCAUAUGCAUAGAUAGAGAUUUUUGAUAUGAUGAGGUACUGAUGCAAAAUCAUUUUGUGUUUGCAGAGGGCGUCGUUCCUGUAGCUGUACGGACACUCGUGUGAUAGGCCCAUAACGCAUAAAUCAGUUGGGAAUGCCAAUCCUUACCAUGCUUAGUGACAGUCUUGCGUAAGAUUUGCUCGAUGGUUUUGUUAGAUGCUUCCGCUUGACCGUUGGACUGUGGAUAGUAAGGAGUGGAAAAACGAUGCUAAAUGUGGAACUUUUCGAGGAACUGCUUGACCUCCUUGUUCUUAAAUGGCGUACCAUUAUCAGAAAUGAGGGUAGUAGGUAUACCCAAUCAAGAAAUGAUGUUAUCCAUGAUAAAACCACAAAUCAUGUCAGCGGUAGUCGAACGUAGUGGUACUGCUUCGACCCACUUCGUGAAGUAAUCUAAGGCGGUAACAAUGAAGAUAUGACCUUUAGACGAUGGAGGAGAUAUUUUACCAAUAAUAUCUAUUCCCUAGGUCUGAAAAAGGCCACAGAGAGACUUGACUAUGGAGCUCUUGUGCGGGGGCUCGAAUCAAGUUGUGUUGUUGACAUUGAGGGCAUUUCUUAACAAAAGCGAAGGAUUCUUGCUCCAUCGUUUGCCAAUAGUACCCCAUAUGAAUAAGUUUGUGCACCAAAGAUUUACCACCAAAAUGACCACCUCCAGAACCCGAGUGGGCUUCCUGAAGGGCCACAUGGAUCUCAGCUUUUGUUAAACAUUGCAAAAGAAGACCAUUAUAUGAUCUUCUGUAUAAUAUGUCAGAUAAGAGGAUAUAACAGGUAGCUAAUUUCCGAAUUCGCACGUGAACUUUUACUAGCGUCUUCGGGAAAGCUUCCGGUCUUUAGAUAAUUGAAUAUAUGUGCAAACUAUUCUCCUGAGUAGAGAUGAGCACAUAUGAGAUUGUCUUGAUAUGCGCUAUCUGAAACAACCAGGGAGCGAAGGACUUGCACCACAAAACGGUACUCAUCUUGGCCAAAAUCAAGGCCUACAAGGGAAGUCGCGCUUACCAUUGCAUCUGCGUGACGAUUUUCUCUCCGGGGGAUGCUAUCGAUCAUGUAAGUAGCGAAUUGUUUCAGUAUAGUUUGAACUAAAUCUUAUAUUGAGACAACUUCAGCUGUUUCACGUGAUAAGCACCUGUCACUUGAUUUACAAUGAGUUUGGAAUCUCCAUGGAUGCGAAUAUGUUUCACACCCAUGGCAAUCGCGACAUAGAGUCCUGCAAUCAAGGCCUCGUACUCGGCGAUGUUAUUGGUGCAAUGAAAUUCCAAGCGGAACAAAAGGGGAACCAGUUUUCUUUCAAGUGAAACAAAGACUGCACUUGCUCCGGAACCAGGUUGACAUCUUGAAUCGUCAAAAUACAUGUCCCAUACAGGGUCUUGAUCAAUGAUCAAGACGUCCUCGUCGGAGAAGAGGUCUAGGGUAGGAAAAGAUUUGCUUGAGGGAGCGUUGGCCAACUGAUCAGCGAUAACCUAUCCCUUAAAUGACUUUUGAGAGAUGAACUUCAGGUCAAAUUUAGAGAGCAGCAUUACCCAUUUAGCCAACUGUCCUGAAAGAUCAGAUUUAGCAAAAAGGUGCUUAAGGAUGUCAUUUUUGGCAAUGACCUGUGUUUUUGCAUGGAGAAUGUAAUGUCUUAGCUUCUGGGUCGCGAACACAAGAGCUAAGCAUUGUUUCUCUAUGGCAGAAUAUCAGGUCUCAUUAUCUAUCAAUGUACGACUAACGUAAUAGACAACUCUCUCUCGGCCUUCAUCAUCACGCUGAGCUAGCAAUGUUGCUAGAGCAUGAGAUGUAAUGGAGAUGUAUAGGAAGAAAGGUUUAUCAAACAUAGCUGGCAUCAAGAUAGGAGGAUUAGCCAAGUAAUCCUUGAUGGAAUCGAAAGCCUUUUGACAGUCUUCAUUCCAUUUAAAGUGAACAUCCUUCUUUAGCAAUCGUGUGAAAGGGAGAGUCCGAUCAACCAGUUGCGCCACAAAUCGACGGAUGGCUUGGAUUUUCCCUUGCAGACUACGAAGUUGAGAGAUGUUUCUAGGUGGAGGCAUGUUGACAAUAGCAUCAAUCUUAUCUGUAUCUAUUUCAAUUCCUCGGUGAGAGAUGAUAAGCCCCAAGAGUUUCCCUGCGUCAACAUCGAAGACACACUUAAGAGGGUUUAGUCUCAUUUUAUAUAACAGAAGUCUUUCAAAGACCAUAUGUAGAUUUUCAACAUGCGUUCCUCGUGCUAGGGAUUUUACCAAAAUUUCAUCGACAUAAUCUUCUAAGAUCUUAUGGAUGAAAUCAUGGAAGAUCAAAGUAAUGGCUUGUUGAUAGGUUGCUCCCGCGUUCUUCAACCCAAACGACAUGACGACAUAGCAAAAGGUCCCCCAUGGGGUCGUGAAGGCGGUCUUAUAUUGAUCUUCCGGGUUAAUGCAGAUUUGAUUAUAACUCGAGAAGCCGUCCAUUAAUGAAAGCAAAGCAUACCCUGCGGUCGAAUCGACGAUCAUAUCAAUAUUCGGGAGGGGAAAGUCAUCUUUGAGAGAUGCCUUAUUCACAUCCCGAAAGUCGAUGCAAAUGCGGAUUCUCCCAUCAGGUUUGCUCACCGGUACAAUGUUCGAGAUCCAAGGCGAGUAGUCAAUAGGCCGGAUAAAGCCAGCUUUAAAGAGCUUCUCUAUCUCGGUCUUGACCAACAAGGCCACCUUAGGAUUCAUCUUUCGAAUCUUUUGUUUCAUCGGCUUAGCAUCAGGACUAAGCACAAUGUUGUGUACCACAAUUGACUCAUCGAUGCCAGGCAUCUCUUCAUAAGACCAAGCAAAGAUGUCAGGGAAUUGGUGUAACAACUCGGAAUAUUCUUUCGAUUCUUCAGGGGACAAGCACUUCCCAAUCUUUAUAACUUUAUCAGGAGCCUUAUCACUCAUGACAACAUCAGUAAUCUCCCUGCGUAGGAGCGCAUUACUGUCGUCUGGAUGAGAAACAAAUAUUUGCUCUUCAUUACGGGAAAGAGGUGCCCCCUGUGCAGCAGAUUCUCCAAAGUAGGCUUGAGCAUUCAAGCAAUAUGGGAAUCGGCGUUUAUGGUGAUAAGAGGGCAGCUCCUCGUAGACACCUAGAAAUUCCUUCAAGGAUUCUUCCGAAGGGAAUAAGUCCAAAGGAAUCUCAGCAGACGAUGCACUAGUAUCAAUGAGUUCUGGAAGGACAAGCUCCAAAGGCAGGGGAUUGACCGAUAUCAUGUUGAAUGUCAACCAUGGUUUUGCCUUUCAUCUCAUAUGACGAUGCCCUAGUCCAGUGUUGUGGUGGCGAGGUUCAGCCUCUAAAGGGAUCCGAAUGCCUUGCUCAUUAGGCCCACAACCCCUUACAUCGUACCCAAGUUGAGAGACCAACUUGUAUCUAGGACCAUAGAUCUCUUGAAGCUCCUUCCUUGAUGGUGGUUUGGUAUAGAAAAGAUGAUCCACAUGGUAAGCAUCACCCGACUUUAUGGAUGCAUAAUCAUCCUUCGUAGCCGAAGUGAAUGCUAUCUUUGGAAAACUCAAGUGGACAGGAUCUACUUUGUAUUCACCAACGUGGGAAUCAGUGAAUUCCAAAGAGCCCCAGUCAUCGCCUAAGCAUGCAUUGACUUUCGAUGGAGAAGACAACUUUACUGGAGAUCGUUGCUUAGGGGGCGGCUCUAGCGUUUCCGUUUUAGGAGUGUCAAUCGUGAGAGACUCAGAUGACUUCUCCUUUUUAGUGACUUCCUUAGGGAUCUCUUCUUUCUUACACUCUUCCUUUUUAGGGGAGGUGGCAGAAGCAGAAGUUAUCACCGAAGAAGAUAAGCUUGGUAACCAAUUAUGAAAUGAGGGUGUAGCAGAAGCCUAACCCACUGCGGCAAUUUGACAUAACUGCAUAGCCUCAGGGUCAGCUCUAACUGUGACAACCCGGUUAUCAGCUACAAACUUCACCGCUUCAUGAAGCGUAGAGGAGAUAGCUCCCAAGGCAUGAAGCCAAGUUCUACCUAGAAGAAGGUUGUAUGAUAAAGGACCUGGCAUAACAUGCACAAGGGUUGGAAUGGUUAUUGGUCCAACCUUCAAGGACAGUAUGACAGUUCCUACAAUGGUUUUUCCAUAGUUGUCAAAACCUCGAAUGUACAUAGAGGACGCUGCCACAGAUUUCGGAUCUACUUUGAUCUUUGGUAGCAAGUCCAAUCUGCAAACAUUAAGUGUAGAUCUAGUAUCAAUUAGAGUUCGUCUGAUAUCCACACCAUUCACAUGGACAAUAAUCAUCAAAGGAUCCGCUAGAUUCCUCACAUCAGGAGGUGGAAGUUCAUGCGGAUAGAAAGUAAUAUUUGGCAAAUCCGCACGAAUAUGAUCCAUCAACGCAUUCACAUUAGUUGGUCUCGCAGAGGAAGGUAGCAAGAUCUUAUGCAAAGCUUCCUGCAACAUACCUUGGUAUACCAAGGCGGUUUGAAGCAAAUCCCAUAGUGAGAUCUUAGCUGGAGUAACCUUAAGUUGCUCGAUAAGAUCAUAAUCACUCGGUCGCUUGUCUGUCGGCUAAGGUGCCUUAGGAAGAGUCGGUUGAGAAGGUGGUAAAGAAAUUUGUUAUUGUUGUCCGAGAACUUGCUUGUUAUUACGAGUGUUAUACGUGUGUGCAAUGGUGUAAUAAGAAGACUGUCUAGAUUGCAUAAAUCUGGCAUAUAGGUCGGAAGUUCCUCCUUUGAAAGGCUUUCCAUUAAUGGACUUAACCUUCUUGGGGAAAGGACUAGCCGCUGUCACAUGAAUGAAAGGUCUCUUAGGCCUUUGAGGGGCUGCGGAGACGACAAUGACAUUCACGGAUGCUUUUUCUUCGCAUGAGGAUGUUGAGGAAGGCGACUCAUCCUUUGCACUCCUUUUUGGAGGAGGUGCAUCAAGGAAAUCGUCUAAGACUUCAUCCAACAUAUCAAAAUCAUCUUUUGAAAAUGCCUUAUCAAAGGCAUUAAACUCUGAAAGGAAGAGACCCGACAUCUAGACCUUUCAGGUCAGAUUCACCAAAAUGUAAUGGAUGGAAUUUGCCACCUUAGGAAAGAUGAAUCCCCAAGGACAAAUUAUCCGUUCGAUUACCUCUUCGAAUAGGCGCAAUGCUGAGCGAGGAGCAAAAGGAAUGCUUUGGAUCUGUCAGAGAAUUGAGACGAACCUCUGACGAACUCUGCAAGGUUCUGUAACCGAGACAAUAGGGUGGGCCCAAGACUGCAGUGUGGAUUGCGGAUUGCAGCGCGGUGCGCUAGUGUCCUAGGUGGACAAAACACAAAGCUAGACAAAGAUGCCUGGUUCUUACAGACAUAACACAGAACAAAAACAUAAUUAACUAAACUACUAACUAUCUAACGAGCUAACGAACUACGAAGGAAUAAAUAUAGAAUGUAUAGAAUAUGGGUGAAAUAAUCUGUGAACCGCUUAAACGGAAAUAUGAAGCAGAAAGGAUAGAGAAAAUAGGGAACUUGGGAAGCUCUCGGGUUUAGGACGGCAGCGCGCUGCGCUGCCAUUUGUACGUCCAGAAAACGAUAAAUCCCAGAGUCCAAGUGUUGGGUCAAACCUAUACCUGCGCACACAGAAAAGGGAGAAAAUGUUGGGGCUGUAUAGUGGCCUGCCUCAGUCAGACCCCCGCUUGGGUGUUUCCACCGCCACGGACAGCCAGAUUGGUAUAGAUUGAAAAAUAGAUAACUUGGAACAAAUUUGUAAAUUGGUAAAUAGAUGCAAAAAGAAAUCUAAUUCCUAUUGCAUGCAAAUAAAUAUUGGAAUAUUGGUAAAUAAAGUUAUUAAUGCAAAGGACUCAUUGCAUGAAAGUGAAAUAGAGAGAGUAAGUUUGGAAAUCAAACUCUCCUUGAUAUUUGGCAUCGCGAGCGUGAUGAAGUCCACUUGAUAAAUGAAUUGGUAAGAAGCCACCAUGAGGUCGGGAAGCUUGAUGUUGGUAUCGAUAGCUUGCUUUUGAUGUUGAUGUUGCAUGAGCCAAGAGCUUGCCAAAGAGGGCUUGAGAGAGUGCAAAGAUCAAGAGCCAAGAACCCAAAGUGGGAACCCCCCCAAAUGAGUUGGAAAGGGUUUUUAAUUCAAAACAAGUGCGGAGAGCUGUUAUGGCACGAUGUGGGCCAAAGGACACACGUUGGCGCGCAUCGGAGUCACCAUCACUUUUAAAAUCCGACCGUUUUUCGGGACGUCCCCGCAUCGCGCUGACGUCUGUCAGUAAUAGGUCCCAAAGGGCUGACAGGGCUAAACAAUGAUCUUUGGGAUGAAUGUCCUAUGAUGACAAUGUUGCAAUUUUGAUUAUAGGGUCAUCAUAAGUGUCUUAGGCGUCAUGCACAAGUGUCCAAGUGUCAUAAAUGCACUGGGUACAAUUUAGGACACUACAAAAACAAAUGGUUUAUAUAGCUUGAUUGUUGAUUUUUUCUGAUUGGGGCAUGACGAAAUUUUAGCUUCAUCCUCAAAUGCAGGAAGAAAAGGGAUUCGAGAACAUACUUGUCGGGAUCAAUGGUCGUAGUUUCAGGUGUCUCAAUUCCAUUUCUGACCAACACGUCUCUUCAAUUUAGAUAUUUUUUAGGUAAUUUAAAUGAUUGUAAGGGUCCAACACCUGCUUUGCUGUGGCUUGAACUUGACUUAAGUAUGUUGGAAAAGUUGGAUGAGCAUGAAAAUAUUGAAGGGGAAGAAGUUAUGUCAAGCAUAACUUCCUCACUAACUAUUCCUUCAUGGGUUCCUCUCAAAAGUUUGCACUAUUUAAAAAUUUCCCAUGGAUGUCUCCGAAGUUUGUGGCAGACUGACCAACAGGUAAUAUUUUCUUUUGUAAAGUGUUAAUGACGGUAUGAUAUAGAGUGCGUUCUCAAAGUAGCUAUUUUGUGACCAUUAUUUAGAAUUGGAGAAGUUUUUUUUUACACAAAUUAGUUUCAAAUCUCAGGCCCCUUUGCAGCUAAAAGAGCUUGUCCUUGACGGAACAAACUUGGAAGAGUUUCCAAAUUCAUUGGGAAUGUAGAGUCAUUUAGAAAAUUUAGUCCUAGCAGGAAAAGAAGAAUUGAACGGAAUAGAAUGAAAUAAUUCCAUGAAAAUCGACGGGAUAUUCUUCUCAAACUCACUCAGAAAACUCGCUAAUCUUAGAAGUUUGGUUUUUAGGAUUUCACAUUAAGUGGGGAAUUGAGUUUCGAGACUAGCAUGGAGCCUCGAAUUGUAAGCCUUGAAGAUAGAUAUAAGGAAUGUAAAACUUAUGUCUAAGGUUUCAAUCAGUGGACAUUAUUUUGUUAGCAUUAAAUCUCUCUAUCUUGAAUCCUUGGAAAGUUUAUUCCAAGUGGAUUUAAGAAUCGCAGCCACACAGAAUUAUUUAAAGGAUGGAAAAUCAAACACAAGAGUAGAAGAGUUUCCAUGUUCUGCAUGCUAUGCUGCUUAGAAAGAAUCACCAUUGAUGGAUGUUCGAAGUUGCAGAAGAUCAAAGGUAUUGAAGAGUUGGAAGGACUGAAAUAUCUACAUCUUUCAGCUGGCAAUGUAGCUAUGUGGGGAUUUAUUCAAAUGUGGCAGGUAUUAUACUUCCGUUAGUGUGACGUUUUGAUAGGAAAGCAGUUUACAUAUUGUUAGUUGUAUCUCUUUUUUUACUUUACUGUUAUAUAUUCACUAGACUAAUUAGUCUCUAUAUCAAUUCAGAGAAUACUGUCAGGAGUUACUAGUUGUAGUUGGGAAUCAAAUGUUGAUGUGGAGAGCAUUCUACAGCAAUUCAAUGUGUCGUCUUCAUUUGUUGGGCGAGAUGGCACAAUUACCGAAAUUCUUAGUGAUUCCAGGAUAGAGUUAGUGGUUCCUGUGACAGAACAAACUAGUGCAAUUAUCAUACUUAUGUUAGUCGAAAGUGUAUUUAAAGGGAAAGAUUGCCGAAUUUUUUUGAAGAUUUCUCUUAUGGACUGGAUGGUGGCUUAUAUAGGAAGAGGGAUAUAUAUUGCUGCUGUUGUAGUCACUGACGAAGAAAAAAUAAUAAAGAUGCGAUAUGGGAUAUCCAAUUGGAUUCCGAUAGUGUCAGAUGGUACAGUAAGAAAGGGCUUUAUAGUAACCAUCGAAAAAAGAGGCGAAUGGAAAACCCUACGAUUACUUCAACAACUUUUUUCUCAGGUUUGCUGCUGCUCAAUAUUCAUAAAUUGUAUGUGUGAUGAUUAACUUGACUGGAGCAUAAAAGAAUUGACAUUCAUCGUUGAAUGUAGGAAAAAUUAAGAUUUGCAUAGAGAACACAUGUUUGAAAAAGCUGUCACUGGUAGUGAUUUGGGAAAGCUGAGUCGUUUUGUGAUUCCCCAAUAUCAAGCGGAGAAGUAUUUUCAUCUGGAUACAAAUGCAAAAGAUAGAGGAGUGUUGCUCACAUUCCAAGACAGAGCGGGGAAAGAAUGGCGGUUUCGGUGUUCGUACUGGAGAAGGAAGCAGAGCUACGUGUUCACCCAGGGCUGGUAAAACUUCGUCAGUGCCAGUAAAUCUCUUCCAGAAUAUAUCGUUUCCUUCGACAGAACCGUCGAUGCCUAAAAUGUAGAACGGCUUUACAUUAGUUGCAGGCGGCUUCCCUUAAUAGGGCGGGAAACAUUCGAGUCGCCGACAAUUUUUAGUUAAAAAAGACUCCUUUCUGGAGUUACAGCACAGUGGAUUUCUUUCACCUCUUUGCAUAACUGAUGCCAUUCCAAUGGCUGCCACUGCCACCGAGUUGACUGAGCAAAAGAAUGCCUGCACGCCUACAGAAGUUGCUCAGCCGAUGAGUGUUGGCAUAGGUGUAGGAGAGUGAAAUUGGGAAACAGAGCCUCUGCAAUUUAUGAAGCUCUAUGAUCCGAAUUAUGGAUUCGGAUGACAACACUUGAAUCUGCGGUAUUGUAAAUUCUAUUUACAAGAAUCAGAAAUCAUCAAAUUGAAGCAAGCCAAAAAGUAAUCUAUUUCAUUCGAAAAUCCAACAUAUGUAAGUUCAUGAGAUUCCAAGGGUCACAGAGACCUCUUGAGAAUCGAAGCCCAACAGUCACAUUUGUUUAUUACAUAAUAAAAUCUAAAAACUACGAAAUUUUAAAAAAACUAUAUGAAAAUUUAUCCCAACUUCAAGUAGACAUAACUUUCUACUCGGGACUCGAAACUACGAGCCGUUGAUCUCGUUGGAAAGGUCUCCAAGAGAUGUAGACCCACAGCUUUCAGCUAUGCUCUUUCGCCGGUGGCAGGGGCUAAAAAUGCCCUUAAGACCUUCAAAAUUGCAAAAUACUAACAUAUAGAUAAACUAAACUAAAAAAAAAUAUACACAAUUCAAAAAUUCUUCUGAUCACUCUAAAUGCAGUGCCCACGGUAUCAUAAACAAAGGUUUCUUAAAAUUUCUCAGGACACAAUGCUCAGGAAAUUAAAAUUUCUUAGGGCACAAUGGUCAGGAAAGUGGAGUUCAUUAAAUUAUUUUUACUUAAAAUGUCUUCAACCCAAUCAAUUAAGCUCUAAAUGCAGUGCCCAGUGUCUCAUAAAUGAAGGUUUCUUAAAAUUUCUUAGUGCACAAUGUUUAGGAAAGUGGAGUUCAUUUUUGAAGAGGUUUCUAAAUUAUUUUUAUUUCAAAUAUAUUCAACCCAAUCAAUUUCUUAAGUCAAUCGACUUCAUAAAUUAUAAAAACAUUCUAUAUUCUUUAAAAAAAUAAAUUUAUAUGACAUAAUCAUUAAAUUUUUAUUUAUUUUUUAAUAUGGAAAAGCUAUUUUUUUAUGAUUUCAUUGACUUUUAUUUUUAUUGUCUAAAAAAAACUUAUAAUCUUUCUAAUUAAAAAGUAUUUAUAAACAUUUAUACUAAAUAAAUUUCAGUUUUACGUAAUUAAAAAUUUCUGUACUCAUCGAUGAUGGCGUAUAACAAUAACAAUAAUUUAUGGUAACUUAAGAACCUAAAAUACCUUAUGUAGAUUCCUCCGGAGACACGUAUAAAUAGAGCUACCUUCUAGAUUGGACUUCAAUUUGUUUGUUAUUGGGUUGACCAGCGCAAACUGAAAAUAACGGAUUGCUAAUGCUAUUAAAGAGGUGUUUGAAUUUUGAAACGUCUACGUAGAGAGUGAUAUUAGGCGUAGAGCAGACGGUAUCACCUAUGAUUGCAUACUUGAUCUUAUAAUAUGAUUUACUAACGACUUCAGAUUUUGACUGCUAGAUGUACCUAUAAACAGUUCAGAAUGUCCACUUCUUACCAAGUAGUAUAGCGCGUGUGAAUCCAGCCAUAAUGUCGUAAUUACCUUGACUUCUCCGAGAAACAGCUAGCAGGUACAGAGCAAACAACUUUGUCACCAAUUUGUAUGCAGUGCUACUUUUAUAAAUCGAUUCAAUGUGAGUUGCAAUUUUCUGUGUCAGUCGAGUUUCAUUCCCCAUUCAUGGCUUCGCCUACCUCGGCUAGCAAAUUAAAUGUGGAAGAUGACUCUAUCGGUGAAAUGUUUUAUCGAGGAGAAAAGAUACGAUCAUCUGCAUCCCCUAAACUUUAUGAUGUUUUCAUUAACCACCGAGGCCCUGAUGUCAAAGAAACCCUGGCUCUUGAACUUUAUAAUUCUCUUGAAAUGGCGGGAAUCCGAACGUUUCUUGAUUGCAAAGAGAUGGAGUUGGGUGAUUUGUUUCCUUCCACAAUUCAGAACGCCAUUUACUCUGCAUCAGUACAAAUUCCCAUUUUUUCUAGAAGGUAUGCAGAAUCCGUUUGGUGUUUAGCGGAGCUUGCUCUAAUGUUACAAACGAAAAGAAAGAUCAUUCCAAUAUUCUAUGAUGUUCCACCUUCCGACCUCAGAUACGUAGAAAAGGGAGUGUAUGCUGAUUCGUUUAAUUACCACACAGAGAAGCGUAGGUAUCUCGACAAACUUGACAGCUGGAAAGGAGCCCUCCGCUGUGUUUCAUACAUCUCUGGCUGCGAAUUCAACCCAAAUAACGACAAUAUUGAGACACUAUGUAAUAUUGUAGUGUCUGCUGUCCAAAGAGAGGUAGAAAAGACAAGAUCUUUAGAAGUUGCAAGGUAUCCUACUGGAAUUGAAGAAUUGGUUGAAGACUUUGAAAGGACAUGCUGGCAGAGUAUGGAGGACAAAGAUAAAGUGAUUGGCAUAUAUGGUAUGGGUGGGUCUGGUAAGACCACCCUUGUCAAAGAAUUGUUCAACCAAAAGCGUUCAGAAUUUAGUGGAUCAUGUUUUUUGUUUGAGGUGCGAGAAGCAGCGUGCAACUGUAAGCUGACUUCUUUGCAAACAAAGCUUCUUAAGGAUCUGGUGCAGGAAAAUCGUGAGUUUGACAGUGUUCCUGAUGGAUGGAGUUAUCUUAGAUCUCGUCUGGCGAGCAACCCUUUUGUGAGCUUCUUAAUUGUUAUAGACGAUAUAGAUCACAUGGACCAGUUGAGUGCCUUAUUGGUCACGGAUCUUUUGGUCAAUAAUUCUCGUAGUUUGAUAAUUGUCACAACCCGUGAUGAGAGAGUUCUGAUAAAAGCAGGGAUUAAUUCUUGCUAUAAGAUGAAAGAAAUGAAUGUCCAUCAUAGCACAGAGCUCUUCUGUUGUCACGCUUUCCGCCAACCAUAUCCAGCCAGGGGAUAUGAAGAUUUGGUUGAAAGCUUUGUGAAAGAGUGUGGGGGUUUGCCUCUAUCUCUGCAGGUGUUGGGUGGACUUGUUUUUGGUAGUACUGAUAUGCAUUAUUGGAAACUAGUAUUGGAUAAAGUGAGGAAAACUCUACCUCAAGAUAUAAUGCAGACACUUAAAAUAAGCUUUGAUUCCCUUGAUGCUGAGCAAAAGCAGGUAUUUAUGGACGUUGCAUGCUUUUUCGUAAACAAAUCUCGUCAUAUGGCUUUAAGAAUAUGGGAAGCAUCAGGGUGGAGGGCUGAGCACACACUUCAGAUCUUAAUUGAUAAGUGUCUUGUUGAAGUUCAAGUGGGAAGGACUUACUGGAAUGGAUUUGACUCCGAAAACAUUCCCCUUUUGAGAAUGCAUAACCACAUCCAGGAUCUCGGCAGAGAAAUUGCAGCUGAAUUGAGCAAUCCUGGUCGACUAUGGCGUUGGCAUCAUCUUCGUUCUCAGGAAGAAAAGGGAUUCGAGAACAUACUUGGUGGGAUCAAUGGACGUAGUUUCAGGUGUCUCAAUUCCAUUUUUGAUCAGCACACCAAUCUUCAGUUCAGAUGUUUUUUAGGUAAUUUAAAUGAUUGUGAGGGUCCAACAACUGCUUUGUUGUGGCUUGAGCUUGACUUAAGUAUGUUGGAAAAGCUGGAUGAGCAUGAAAAUAUUGAAGGGGAAGAAAUUAUGUCAAGCAUGCCUUCCUCACUAACUAUUCCUUCGUGGAUUCCUCUCCAAAGUUUGCACUAUUUAAAAAUUUCCCAUGGAUGUCUCCGAAGUUUGUGGCAGAGUGAUCAACAGGUCCCUUUGCAGUUAAAAGAGCUUGUCCUUGACGGAACAAACUUGCAAGAGUUUCCAAAUUCAUUGGGAGUCUUGAGUCAUUUAGAAAAUUUAGUCCUAGCAGGAAGAGAAGAAUGGAACGGAACAGAAUGGAAUAAUUCCAUGAAAAUCGACGGGAUGUUCUUCUCAAACUCACUCAGAAAACUCACUAAUCUUAGAAGUUUGGUUUUGAGGGAUUUCACAUUAAGCGGGGAAUUGAGUUUCGAGACUAGCACUGAGCCUCGAAUUGUCAGCCUUGAAAAGAUAGAUAUAAGGAAUGUAAAACUUAUUUCUAAGGUUUCCAUAAGUGGACGUUACCUUGUCAGCAUUAAAUCUCUCCAUCUUGAAUUCUUGGAAAGUUUAUUCCAAGUGGAUUUAAGAAUCGCAGCCACACAGAAUUAUUUAAAGGAUAGAAAAUUAAACACAAGAGUAGAAGAGUUUCCAUGUUCUGCAUGUCUAUGCUGCUUAGAGAGAAUCACCAUUGAUGGAUGUUCGAAGUUGCAGAAGAUCAAAGGUAUUGAAGAGUUGCAAGGACUGAAAUAUCUACAUCUUUCAGCUGGCACUAUAGCUAUAUGGGGAUGUAUUCAAAUGUGGCAGAAAAUACCGUCAGGAGUUACUAGUUGUAUUUGGGAAUCAAAUGUUGAUGCGGAGAGCGUUCUACAGCAAUUCAAUGUGUUGUCUUCAUUUGUUGGGCGUGAUGGCACAGUUACUGAAAUUCUUAGUGAUUCCAAGACAGAGUUAGUGGUUCCUGUGACAGAACAAACUAGUGCAAUUAUCAUUGUUUCGUUGGUCGAAAGUGUAUUUAAAGGGAAAGAUUGCCGAAAAAAUCUGAAGAUUCCUCUUAUGGACGGGAUGGUGGCUUAUAUAGGAAGAGGGAUAUAUAUUGCUGCUGUUGUAGUCACUGACGAAGAAAAAAUAAUCAAGAUGCGAUAUGGGAUAUCCAAUUGGAUUCCGAUAGUGUCAGAUGGUACAGUAAGAAAGGGUUUUAUAGUAACCAUCGAAAAAACAGGCGAAUGGAAAACCCUACGAUUACUUCAACAACUUUGUCCUCAGGAAGAAAAAGAUUUGCAUAGAGAACACAUACGAUUACUUCAACAACUUUGUCCUCAGGAAGAAAAAGAUUUGCAUAGAGAACACAUGUUUGAAAAAGCUGUCACUGGCAGUUAUUUGGGAAAGCUGAGUCGCUUUGUGAUUCCCCAAUAUCAAGCGGAGAAAUAUUUUCCUCUGGAUACAAAUACAAAAGAUAGAGGAGUAUUGCUCACAUUCCAAGAUAGAGCGGGGAAAGAAUGGCGGUUUCGGUAUUCCUACUGGAGAAGGAAGCAGAGCUACGUAUUCACCCAGGGCUGGAAAAACUUCGUCCUUGCCAUUAAACCUCAUCCAGGGGACAUCGUUUCCUUCGACAGAACCGUCGACGCCCAAAAUGUAGAACGGCUUUACAUUAGUUGCAGGCGGCUUUCCUUAAUAGGGCGGAACCAUUUGAAUCGCCGGCAACUUUUACUUGAAAAAGACUCCUUUCUGAAGGCACAGCACAAUGGAUUUCUUUCACCUCUUUGCAUAACAGAUGCCAUGCCAAUGGCUGCCACUGCCACCGAGUUGACUGAGCAAAAGAAUGCCUGCACGCCUACAGAUGUUGCUCAGCCGAUGAGUGUGGACAUAGGUGUAGAAGACUGAAAUUGGGAAACAGGGCCUCUGCAAUUUAUGAAGCUCUAAAUGCAGUGCCCACGGUCUCAGAAACGAAGGUUUCUUAAAAUUUCUUAGUGCACAAUGUUCAGAAAAUUAGGAGUUCAUAUUUGAAGAGAUUCUCUUCAUUUACAUUCUUUUGCAGGAAGUUUAAAAAGUAAAGCUAACAAGGAAAUGCACAUAGCGACAUCAUUACUAAGAAGAAUGAUGAAACCUUGUAUAAGUCCAUUUCUUAUUUUCAAUUGUAUAAAAUGCAAGGGGUUUUAGAAA
Cryptomeria japonica (Japanese cedar) is the source of this 15041-nucleotide messenger RNA. Its product is annotated as TMV resistance protein N. The record is from RefSeq and is a predicted model, not a curated record. Gene Ontology annotation, biological process: defense response; signal transduction. Gene Ontology annotation, molecular function: ADP binding; DNA binding. The coding region runs from base 11004 to 14762 and encodes 1252 amino acids. NCBI's taxonomy places the organism in Eukaryota, Viridiplantae, Streptophyta, Pinopsida, Cupressales, Cupressaceae. The transcript is spliced from 7 exons.